Messenger RNA from Megalobrama amblycephala (Wuchang bream), 5063 nucleotides. RefSeq names its product ATP/GTP binding carboxypeptidase 1 (gene agtpbp1). Gene Ontology annotation, molecular function: metallocarboxypeptidase activity; zinc ion binding. Gene Ontology annotation, biological process: proteolysis; protein side chain deglutamylation; C-terminal protein deglutamylation. The transcript has 26 exons. The record is from RefSeq and is a predicted model, not a curated record. NCBI's taxonomy places the organism in Eukaryota, Metazoa, Chordata, Actinopteri, Cypriniformes, Xenocyprididae. The coding region runs from base 237 to 3698 and encodes 1153 amino acids.
AUCUGUUCGUCAGACUCUGAUGUGACACAUGAUGUGCAGAUCAUGGCUUCUGCUCCAGGUCUGUUACUGGACGCGCCCUCACUUCCGAGUGUGUUGGGGGGUUAGAGUAAAUAAUAAUAAUACCAUCAGGGGGCUUGUGUCUGUGCUGCCAAGAGAACGCUGUGAGGAGUUCAGAUGGCGCAGGUCUCGCAUGCUUUAAAGCAGUCAGUUUGACGUCUUAUUGAAUGUGAGAAGACAUGAAUAAACCCAAAAUGGCAGCAGAAAAAAGUGCUUCCCGGGUGCUGAUGUUGCUGAGUCAGCUGGAAAGACUGAACGAGGAGCCCAGAGUCUCUGAUAAGGAUACCAUCCGACAAAUCACAGGCAAAAUCCUUCACCUCAUCCAGACCCAAGAGAAAACCCGUAAGGAGAUGGUGUCUAAAGGCUCUGGUGGGAUGGAGGUCAUUCUAUCAUCUCUCGAGAAUACACGGGAUUUGCAGACCACUCUGAACAUCCUUGGGAUUUUGAACGAAGUGUUGAAUGUGGGUGGAGGCCGUAGGACCGGGGUGUUUGUGUCUAAAGGAGGAACAGCGAUUCUGCUGCAGCUGCUAGUGAGCUCCGGCAAAGACCCUCCUGCCAAUGAGGAACUAAUGCUUCUCAUUCAUUCUCUACUGAUCAAAGUCGGCCCGAAAGACAAGAAGUUUGGUGUUAAAGCGCGUCUGAACGGGGCUCUGAAUGUGACUGUGAAUCUAGUGAAACAUAAUCUGCAGAACUUCAAGCUGCUGUUGCCAUGCCUGCAGGUGCUUCGGGUCUACUCAAGCAACUCGGUAAAUGCAGUGUCACUGGGAAAGAGUGGCGCUUUGGAGAUCAUGUUCGAAAUUAUUGGACCCUUUAGCAAAAAGAGCACUACUCUGCUGAAGGUGACCUUGGACACAUUGGCAUCAUUACUGAAGUCCGGAAUGAAUGCCCGUCGGGCGGUGGACAGAGGAUAUCUUCCCACGCUACUUACAAUCUACCAGGAUUGGCACCGCAACGACACACGUCACCGCCACGUGGUCAUCCGCAAGAGCAUUCUGGGAUGCAUCAAAAACCUCACUAACAUUAAGCUUGGCAGGAAGGCCUUCAUAGACUCCAAUGGGAUGAGGAUCCUUUAUAACGCAUCCACUGAGUGCCUGCCCGUCCGGACGCUUGAUCCACUGGUCAAUACCUCCAGCCUAAUUAUGAGGAAGUGCUUUCCAAAGAACCGCCUACCACUGCCUACCAUUAAAAGUGUCUUUCUCCACCCGCUGCCACACGUACCAGCUGGUGGACCAGUGGCGCAGCUGUACAACCAGCCGCCAGGAGUGGAUGAUGUAGUUGAUGAGAGCGAUGAGAACGAAGCUACAGAGGUCGACACAGAAAAUGACACCGAAAAUGAGGAGGAUGAAACCGGUCACAAAUCACAGAAUGAUGACAUAGAGACCGAUAUCAACAAACUGCGGCCCAGACAGAUCAGCAUGCGUCCAUUUGAUGAGCUCAGAGUCUACGAGCAUUUCUGUCGGGAAUUCACCGAGAAUUUUGAGGACAAUGAUUUUGAAAGCCCAAGAUCUGUCAUUCCUCUAUUAAGCGUCAACCCAGAGCUUCAUCGUUCCAUCAUCAUUCCCACCACGCCUACAUCCUCAGGGCCUCAAAACAGACGUUCCCCGCAGGGGGACGCUCUGCCACCCAAGUCAGAUGGAUCACCUCUGGAGCUGGACAGCAUCUCUAUAUCAAAAAGCCCAGAUGGCAAAUCGGACUGCGAUCUGGUCUAUAGUUUGGGUCGCCUGGUUCUAGAUGGUGGCGUGAAUGGAGGCUCUGUGGAUGGGUCUCAGGAGGAGGGUGGGGAACAAGCCGAGCUCGAAGUGCCAGACACAGCGGCACUGCUGCCACUGCAUGACCCUGACCUCUACUUAGAGAUGGUGAAGAGCACACGCUCAGUGCCUGGCUACACAGAGGUGGCAUACCCAGAUUACUUUGGGCAUGUGGCACUCAACCUCCGUGAGCCCAUUCUGGAGAGGGUUUAUGGUGUGCAGAGAAUGAAGAUCUUCCAGGACAUUGAGAGGCUCAUUCACCCCAGUGACAUCCUCGAUAAAGUCGUAUAUGACUUAGACAAUCAGAGUUGUCCAAUUAUUGACAAUGGGGAGUCUCUCAAGUUCAACUCUAAAUUUGAGUCUGGAAACCUACGGAAAGCAAUACAAGUCAGAAAGUUUGAGUAUGACUUGAUCUUGAACUCCGAUAUCAAUAGCAAUCACUAUCACCAGUGGUUCUAUUUCGAGGUGGGCAAUAUGCGUCCUGGAGUUCGUUAUCGAUUCAAUAUAAUCAACUGUGAGAAGUCAAACAGCCAAUUUAAUUAUGGUAUGCAGGUGCUCAUGUACUCUGUACAGGAUGCCAUCAACGGCAGGCCCCAAUGGGUUAGAACAGGAUCUGACAUCUGCUACUACAAGAAUAAUUUCUCACGAAGCUCCAUUGCAGCCGGAGGGCAAAAGGGAAAAUCGUACUUCACCAUGACCUUCACUGUGACCUUUCAGCAUAAAGAUGAUGUUUGCUACUUUGCCUAUCAUUACCCAUACACCUACUCUAUGCUGAAGAUGCAUCUGCAGAAGUUGAGCGCUUUGCGUACUGCUCAGAUUUACUACAGACAGGAUGAUCUGUGUGAAACGCUGGGAGGAAACAGCUGUCCCCUGCUCACCAUCACAGCCAUGCCGGAAUCCCUCAGCAAUGACCAUAUCAGCCAGUUCAGAAGCCGUCCAGUGGUGUUUCUGUCAGCGCGGGUGCAUCCUGGAGAGACUAACUCUAGCUGGGUGAUGAAGGGCACUCUGGAGUAUCUCAUGAGCUGCAGUCCUCAAGCCCAAAGUCUACGAGAGAGCUACAUCUUCAAAAUCAUCCCCAUGCUCAACCCUGAUGGGGUCAUCAAUGGAAAUCAUCGCUGUUCUCUGAGCGGGGAGGAUCUGAACAGACAGUGGCAGAGCCCCAACGCUGAGCUGCACCCCACCAUCUAUCAUGCCAAGAGUCUCCUGCAGUACCUCAGAGCUACAGGAAGAACUCCACUGGUGUUCUGCGAUUAUCACGGCCAUUCACGGAAGAAGAAUGUUUUCAUGUACGGCUGUAGUAUUAAGGAGACGGUGUGGCAGACCAAUGUCAACACCAGCACCUGUGACCUACAGGAGGACCUUGGAUACAGGACUCUGCCUAAGCUGCUGUCUCAGAUGGCUCCAGCGUUCAGCCUGUCCAGCUGCAGUUUUGUAGUUGAACGCUCCAAAGAGGCCACGGCGCGUGUGGUGGUCUGGAGAGAGAUCGGAGUGCAGCGCAGUUACACCAUGGAGAGCACCCUGUGUGGCUGUGACCAGGGCAAAUACAAGGGUCUACAGAUCGGUACAAAUGAAUUGGAGGAAAUGGGCGCUCAGUUUUGUUUGGCUCUGCUCAGGCUAAGACGCUUCACGUCCCCCUUAGAGCUCCACAACCACAACUCCCAUCUAGUGGACAUGGACAACGACCUGAUAGACACACGCAGCAUCCCCAACGUCACCAGUCACACCACAUAUGUGUUGGAUGAGGAUGAGCCAGCGUUCCUGGAGGAAGUGGACUACAGUGCGGAAAGCAAUGACGAUAAUGACCCCGAUCUUGACCCCGAUCUCCAGGAUAACCAUGCCCUCCUGGACCCCAGUUCUGACUCAGAGUUCAGCCACCAAGACUCUCUUAACUGAAAUCAUACCAGGCUCACUUUAGUGUAAGGCUUUAGCUCAACUCACCGGUCGUUUGCCUGUGUUAUAUGUCACCCGUGUUCGCCUAAACGCCUACUUCAUAGAACUUGUUCACGAAACUUGCCUAAAUUAGUAUAACCAAACCAGAAGAUCUGCUUUCUGAUAGCAAACAUAUAAUAAUGCAGAAGGUCCUUUUGAGAUCAUGACGCAUAUAGAUGCUUUUCAAGCUAUAGCACUCUAAGUAAUGUUACAUUAAUGUCAUUAUUAAAUCAUCCUCAUGUCGUUCCAAACAUGUUCGACUUUUAUUCUUCUGUGGAACACAAAAGGAGAUGUUAUGAAGAAUGUUCACACUGCUCCUUCCAUACCAUGAAAGCAUACUGUAACCAGGUGCCGUCAAGGUUCAAAAAAGCACUAUAAAAGCAUUUUCGUGCUUUAGUCCAGAUCUUCUGAAAUUUAAUUUGUUUUAAGUUACGUUUUAUGUUCCACAAAAAAAAAAAAAAGUAAUACAGAUUUGGAAUAUGAGGUUGAGUAAAUGACAGAAAGAGUGCUGUCAAAUCGAUUAAUCGCAUCUAAAAUAAAACUUUGGGUUUUACAAACUUUUAUUUUAGAUUUGACAGCACUAGACAGAACCCACAAAUAAAACAGUCUAAAAUGUGUAAAUGUAAUCAAAUUAUACUCAAAAUUAUACUAAAAUACACAAACUACAUUUAAAUGUUAUGUGCUUAACAGAAAAUAUAAAAGGUCAUUACCAUUUCAUAAAUACCUGUGUUUUCUAAAACACUAGAUUUGCAUCUCUUUAAGAACAGAUUGUACGGCUAUAAUCCUGAUUGUGAACGACGUAUGGUCAUCUAACAAACCACAAUGUCACCUAACUUCACCACGAGGACAGAAGCAACACCUCACAGUACAAUAAUGCAAUCUAAUGAAUGUAACAUCACACUUAUUCUCUUGAACACUCACCUGUGUGCUUCCUGAUAGGAUCACCAUGAGGUCGCAGUGCUAGAUCUGUAAUGUAUUUGUGCGGGUGUGUGUUCACGGCACAUUUUGUGGCUGCAGUUUCUUUUUAAGUGAGAGAGCUUCUGUAUUUUAAUUUAGAUGUUAAUAUUUCUUUGUUGCAUUUGUAUAAUUAGUGCAUGAUUUUUGGAAGUUGCCUUUUUAAUUUAUUUUAUUAGUUUUAUUUGUUUAUUGGGAGAAAAGAAAGGUAAAAUAUGAUUUUGACAGUGUGUUAGUGUGCUUGUUUGUAUUUGUUUGUUUGAUGUCAGCAGUUGGCCAAAGUAUGUAUGUAUGGGGUAGAGAAAAUAGUUUGGUUGUGUUUGAAUGUUUGUCAGUCUUUGAAAUUAUGGGUAAUAAACAACUAAGUUAAGCUGA